AUGUUCCAGCUGCCGUUCGUUGAUCAACUGCGUUCGGCGGUCUCCUACAGCGCCAUCGACGACUUCUCCGACGUGCUCAGCUGUUUCGCCACCGCCUUUCUGCUCAUCUUCUUCGCCGUGUUCAUCUCGGCGAAGACGUACGUCGGCUCGCCGAUCCAGUGCUGGUUUCCGAGGACGUACGCGAAAGACUGGCAAGAGUACGCCGAGACGUACUGCUUCAUCAAGAACACCCACCAUGUUGGCGACGCCGCCCAAAUCGACACCAUCGACAGCGUCAAGGGUGCCGACAACAACGUGACCUACUAUCAAUGGGCCGCCAUCUAUCUCACCGUCAUGGCUUUGGGAUUUGUGGCGCCGAAAUUGGUGUGGAAAAAGGCGCAGUCGAUGUAUGAAAUUCCGCUGUUGUACUUCUGCGAGACGGCCGCCGAGAUCAAGAUGAAGUCGAGCAUCGAGAUUGCCGAAAAGGUCCGCGAGAUGGGCAACUAUAUGAAGAGCAAGCUGACGAAUUGCGACAGGGAGAUGAAGACCAAGUCCCAUCUGGCAACCAUCUACGUCGUCAUCAAGUUGCUCUACCUUCUCAACAUCAUCGUCCAGUUUGUCGUGCUCAGCUUCUUCCUCGGACACAACGCGAAUCUGUUUUGGGGCAUCGACAUCAUGACGAAUCUCGUGGGCAACGUCACCUGGUCGGACACGGGCAUCUUCCCGCGAGUCACCUUCUGCCACUUCACCAUCCGCACUCCGAUCAUUCAGCAUCACGUCGUCCAGUGUGUGCUCGCCGUCAACGAGUUCAACGAGAAGAUCUUCGCGUUCCUCUGGGUGUGGCUCAUUCUCGUCGGAAUCGCUACUCUCAUCGGAAUCAUCAUUGCUCACGAUCACAUCAACAGUCAUCGAUACCUCAAAGGUCUUCUGCAUUCGAUCGAGACUCCAGAUGAGAAGACGUUGGCCAGAUUCGCCAAAUAUCUCGGCAAAGACGGCCUUCUGAUUCUCUCGUUCGUCAAAUCGCAGAGUGACAUCGUCGCUUCCGAACUCGCCGUCUUCAUGUUCGACGCCUUCAAGAAGACUGGAAUGAAGGCCAAUGGCAUUCUUAUUCAUAAGACCAUUGCAACCGUCUAA
Caenorhabditis bovis is the source of this 1113-nucleotide messenger RNA. NCBI's taxonomy places the organism in Eukaryota, Metazoa, Nematoda, Chromadorea, Rhabditida, Rhabditidae. The record is from the annotation of a GenBank genome assembly.